AUGAACCUAACACAAGCUAUGCAGCAGUGUUUCUGGGUCACGCUGAAAUCCAUCGUUUUGCACGUCCUAUCUUUCUAUCUGCUGCUACGAUUGCUUGAGAACUUUACUCUCUUCGAAGAAAGAACGGGGGACAUCGUUCAGCUAUUGAUAUUUGAUUUUGAGGAAAGCGAGUCCAUAAAAAACCUGGAAAAUAUGCUGCGAGACUACAUGAUCUGGAAUGUGGAGAUUUUGAUGCGCAAUGCCGACUUCAAAAGAUUCCUCGACCGGAACUCGUUGUUAGAACAAACCGUCUUUCGUUCCAUGUGGGAUUAA
Messenger RNA from Penicillium cosmopolitanum, 312 nucleotides. RefSeq lists its product as uncharacterized. Lineage: Eukaryota; Fungi; Ascomycota; Eurotiomycetes; Eurotiales; Aspergillaceae. Bases 1 to 312 code for a protein of 103 amino acids. The transcript is spliced from 2 exons. The record is from RefSeq and is a predicted model, not a curated record.